UGCAUUUAAUUCACAAUGUUUCCACAGAAAGGGUGAGAAGAGGAAUAUGUGCUGUGCUUGGGAAUGUUCUGAUACGGAUAGCGGAAUCACUGAUGAUAAUGCAUUUCAUCAAUACCGGGAGGCUAAACAGAAAGUUAGGCACAAAUGCAGUUACUUGGAUGAGAAGAACUUCAUUUUGUCCCCUCAUUUAUUUGCUCAGCCCAGGUCGUGUGUAUCUGCAGCAAAUGAUGCAUCAUAUGGAGCAAACUCAAGAUGGAAAGCAUCACAAAUCACUCGUGUUCCUGCCAACCUGGAUGUGAACAUUACCAGUGAGAGAUCAAGUGCACCAGACCUGAGCUGUGUACCCAUAAAUCCCAGUGAUUCAAAGACCCAGAGACAAAAAAUUGUCAGUGAGAACUCAAUGCAAGUACAUAUUGUAGAGGUGAGCAGGGUUCUGCCAAUGAUAGAGUGGAUUCCGGAAACAUCUCAUGAGCAAAUGACGGUGGAAACCAAAGCCUGGAGGUGUGCAGGAUUUGUCACAGCAAACCAUGAAACAAGGAGUUCUGAAGCUCUUUGGAAAGAGGCAUCUAGGCAAAAACUUAAAUGGAGCCAUGGGCGCCUGGCUAAGGCGGCCCACCUUGGGUCAUCAUUGCCUGCCAAUGGCCUGCCAACCGCAGCCAGACACAGGGUGGUGAUCCAGAGAGUAGCACGAAUAAGAGGUUACAGAGGGACUCGGAUGCAGGGCAGCCAUGGGGAACGGAAGCUCGAACCGUUACCAAAUCACAAAGACCUGCGCAAUAUCUACAGUCUGUCAGCACUACAAAAUCAGUAUGAAUGUCUCUGUAGUCCUUUCCAACCACGGUUGAAACACAGUGCAGUGGGAGACCAGCAAGAUGCCGCACAGAACAUUGACAGGAAACAGGAAGGACAGCGGAGAGAGUUUUCAGAUGCGAUUGGGGACAUUCGGUGUCAGUCAAGAUGCAGGAAGAACGCAGAAUCCCCUCCAACUCCACACCAUGUCACUUUUUCUCAUAUUUUACAGGUUCUCCAGAGUAAACCAGGCAAUUUUUCAGAGUUCAUGGGCCAGAGAUGCCACAGGGCUCUUUAA
Molecule: messenger RNA, 1087 nt
Organism: Ctenopharyngodon idella (grass carp)
Lineage: Eukaryota; Metazoa; Chordata; Actinopteri; Cypriniformes; Xenocyprididae
Exons: 3
Coding region: 47-1087 (346 amino acids)
Source: RefSeq, a predicted model, not a curated record